Diatraea saccharalis (sugarcane borer) is the source of this 2070-nucleotide messenger RNA. NCBI's taxonomy places the organism in Eukaryota, Metazoa, Arthropoda, Insecta, Lepidoptera, Crambidae. The record is from the annotation of a GenBank genome assembly.
AGGCGUAGGGCAGGCCAGCGAGCGCGAGCGCGCGCGCGCACGAUUGUUGCUGUCAUUAGUCUCGCGGCGGGCUCGGCUCAUUCGCGAUGUGUCAUGCCGUGGUCCUUGGCGUGCUGUUUUCGUUGCCAUCGUACCUGUAUUCUGCUGUUCCAUUCAGGAAGGCGCGGCGCAAGGAGCGCGAGGGCGAGCCCACUGGCGAUCCCAAGCUGUACCUCCAGGAGGCGCUGCUCGAGCGCAAACUGCCCGACAUCGACAUGCGCCAGCUCGUCGACCUGCCUCACGGACUUGACUACAACGAAUGGCUCGCUUCGCACACUCUUGCGCUGUUCGAGCACGUAAAUCUGCUAUAUGGUACCGUGUCGGAGUUCUGCACGGCGGCGACGUGCCCGGACAUGACCGGCCCGGGUGGCCGCACAUACGCUUGGUACGACGAACGCGGCAAAAAGUCGCGCGUCGCCGCCCCACAGUACGUCGACUACGUCAUGACAUACACACAGAAGACCAUCAAUGACGAGACUAUUUUCCCCACUAAAUACGCUAACGAGUUCCCGGCGUCAUUCGAAAGCGUGGUUCGUCGCGUAGUGCGUUUAUUGUUCCACGUGGUGGCGCAUAUGUACGCGGCACACUUCAGACAUGCGGUACUCCUCGGCCUCCACGCGCAUCUACACCUCACCUUCGCACAUCUCACCACGCUACAUCGACGAUACGCGUUGCUCGACCAGAAAGAAACGGACGUAAGUAUAACAAUCCACACUACAUCCACGUUACAGUCCAUACAGUGCCGGAUUAAUCCAGAGCAGCGACUGCAGCAUUUUUUUUGUGAAACCCCCUUUCAUUUCACUUAUUUAAAUAAGUUAAAUAAUUUAUGUAUUUAAAAAAUUGUUGCCAGUAAUCAACAGAUUUUUAUCGGAUAGGUAUCCAAAAAUAUAAUUAUAUUGAUAGUUACGAAUCCUGGUUUAUUCUUAAAAAAAUAUGAAUUUAGACAGAAGCAUGGCUUAUUUUAACUUGCAUCUUUAACACUGGCUUGGAAAAUUAAUGGUCAGACCACAGCGAGGCUCUCGAUUGCGCAGGGCCCGUAGCAUAUGCUACUUCUGCUACGUGGCUAAUCCGGCACUGAGGAGUCCACAUUACAUCGACGCCACGCGCUGCUUAAUCCCAAAGAGAUCGACUCGAAUAAAACAGUCCACACUAUAUCGACGAUACGCGUUGCUCAGGCCCGAAUCCAUGUAGUAUUGUAAAUAUUCUCUAUUUUCUUUUAUCAAAUUGCAUCGUAUUAUCGCAUAAAUAACUCUCUGUAAAAGAAUAUCAAUCUAGUGCAAGAGUUUAUUUUAUUUAGUUUUAUUGACAAAUAUUUAAACCUUAUCAAUCAGAAAAGAAUGCAACUAUAGGCCGGCCGUCGAACAGUAUCCCGCAUUACAUAUCUCAUUCACUCGUGCAGUAACAUAUUGCUAUUGCGCUCACACAGAUGCAUCGGUUAGAUUAUUGGAUGUUAGAUUUUGUCAUAGUAAACCUAAUAUGUUUACUAUAUCUAUCAGUAGGCACAAAGGUCAAUGUAUCAAAUUCUCUCUGUUCGGCGACCAGACCAUUCAACACCCGUCCGUGAAGUUCGAGUUCGAGGUUAUUUUUAUAAGAGAAUAGCAUUGCAGUUCCUUCACCAAGAGUUUCUUAUAACAAUAUUUAAUCCGUGCAGCGAGCGGGACUUCGUUAUAGCGUUGACCCAUAAGUUGGACGGAUGAAUCAUUGCUAUAUAAGUGAUGGUGACCCCCCUCCAGACAAGUAAACUUAAUGUAAUCUGUGACAGGUGCUGCGUGACCUGGAGUCAGCGCUGCAGCUGACGCCGGCUGCGGGUGGAGCGGGGGCGGGUGGAGGGGCGGGGGAUGAGCGCGAGGAGUCUCCGCGGCGACGCUCGCCAGUAGUGACGCAGCCGCUUGCGACCGCGUGACCGACACAUUUGUUAACUCUAUUGUAAAUAUAUUUCGAUCUGUUAAGUAGUUUUAGGUGAUUACUUUUAGUUGUACUAUGAUUUGUGAUCGCUUCGGUUGUAAAUAAAAGUGAUAUUUGUUUAACUGA